AUGACAUCUGAACUCAACGCUCAUUUUCAUACUGCCAAUGCCAUCGGCGUGAUGCCUGCUGGAUUUGUCACUAGCCAGGACAGAAAUGGCUUCCACUUCUGCGGUGGCUCCCUGAUCAACCAGAACUGGGUGGUGACGGCUGCCCACUGCUAAGUCAGAGCCGGGACUCACUUUGCCAUCCUUGGGGAAUACAACAGGAGCUCCGGAGCUGAGCCAAUCCUGGUCAAGUCCAUUGCCAAGGCCAUCACCCACCCCUACUGGAACGCCAACACCAUGAAUGACAUUACCCUGCUGAAGCUCGCGUCCCCCGCCCAGCUGGGAGCCCGCGUGUCCCCCGUCUGCCUGGCCACAGCCAGCGAGUCGCUCGCCUCCAAUCCCACCUGCAUCACCACCAGCUGGGGACAGACCAGUGGCACCAGUACCAGUGGAGCUGUCUGGCUGCAGCAGGUGGCCCUGCCCCUGGUCAUAGUGAGCCAGUGCCAGCAAUACUGAGGCAGCAGCAUCACCAGCUCCAUGAUCUGUGCUGGGGGGUCAGCCCUGCUCUCUUGCCAGGGGGACUCGGGCAGCCCCCUCACGUACCUGAAAGGGGGGGCCUGGACCCUGAUCGGGAUCGUCUCCUGGGGAACUAACUGCAACGUCCGGACACCCGCCAUGUAUGGCCGAGUCAGCGCCUUCCGCACCUGGAUCGACAACGUCCUGGCCUCCAACUAGUGCCCGGCUGGCAGAGACGCUGCUGUGGAGCGCCAGGGAGAGUGAGCAGUGCUGGCCUGGGCCUGUGGGCAGCUGCUUGGGGCCCUGGACUGAAAGCCCGGGACUUCCCCCUGCAGGCCCUGUACAAAGGAAUAAAGGAACUGUCUGUGCAGCCGGUGUUUUGUCCAGCUCCUCUGUG
This is a messenger RNA of Gopherus flavomarginatus (Mexican gopher tortoise), 889 nucleotides long. It is a transcript of the gene CTRL, whose product is annotated as chymotrypsin like. NCBI's taxonomy places the organism in Eukaryota, Metazoa, Chordata, Testudines, Testudinidae. The record is from RefSeq and is a predicted model, not a curated record. Gene Ontology annotation, biological process: proteolysis. Gene Ontology annotation, molecular function: serine-type endopeptidase activity.